Molecule: messenger RNA, 5971 nt
Organism: Epinephelus lanceolatus (giant grouper)
Lineage: Eukaryota; Metazoa; Chordata; Actinopteri; Perciformes; Serranidae
Product: rho GTPase-activating protein 20-like
Biological process (GO): signal transduction; regulation of Rho protein signal transduction
Molecular function (GO): GTPase activator activity
Source: RefSeq, a predicted model, not a curated record
AGUGAAGGAAUAGAUCACGCUCUCCAUUUACGCGCCCUGCUCGCAGACUGAAACUUUUCAGUGACUUCAUCUGACAAGCUUGUGUUGGGAUGGUUGCUUUCUCCUGGAGACGGAGCUUAUUAAUGGGAUUUCUCUCUCCCCUGCAUCACCUGAGGGCAGUUGGACAGUGAGCCGCGGGGUGUCUGGAGGCUGGAUGGACAACAUGUCUCCACAGCAGCAACAGGACAGCCUCAGCCGAGGCGGUGGACAGCAAGAAAACAAACGGCGGAUGAAGUCCCAGAGCUAUCGGCGCCAGUCAGCCCCGUCUAUGGUCAUCAGCAAAGCUCUCACCAGGUCCAAGACUCUCUCCAGAGACAGCGUCCUGGUUUCUCUGUGCCCAGAGACGUGCUCACUGGUCCAGUCCUUCCUCACCGGCUCUGAUAGGUCCUUUCUUCUUCACGGACAUGCUCAGCUGAAGACUGGGAUGCAGACUCAGGACAGACACCUGUUCCUGUUCAAUGACACACUGGUGAUCGCCAAAGCCAAGUCAGCCAACCACUUCAAGCAGAAGGCUCAGGUGUGUGUGUGUGAAAUGUGGACGGCAAGCUGCAUGGACGAGGUGUGUGAGGGAAGCACGAACCCAGAAAGGAGCUUCGUUAUGGGCUGGCCCACCUGUAACUGUGUGGCUACAUUUAGCUCAGCAGAGCAGAAGGAGAAAUGGCUCUCCCUCCUCAAAAGUCGGAUAAAAGAAGAGAAAGAGAAGGAAGAACCUAAAACCAUUCCUCUGAGAGUGUACGGGAAGGGAAUCAAUACUUUUGCUGUUACCAAGACGCUCCCAGUCAGCAACUCAGAUUCAACCAAUGAGGUGGUGCGACUGGCCCUGCAGCAGUUCAGCAUCAUAGGGAAUGUAAAAGACUUCCAGCUGUGGGUCAUCUCCAAGAGGGACAACACCCCCUAUCCUCUAAUAGGUCAUGAGUUCCCCUUCAGUAUCCAGAUGAGUCAUGUGAGACAGACGAUGUCUCAGGGAGGUGGGAGCAGGGACGUGGACAGACAGAAGGCCAUGCAGGUGGAGCAGAUGCAGGUGUACAAGCAGUGUCAGUUCAUCAUGAAGCCUCGACCUGCUGAAACACUGCAAGUAUCUGCAGAGUGGUCUCAGAAGACAUUUAAAAGGAGGCGUUCUCUCAUCACCUGGGCCUUCUGGCGAGGCUCCUCCUCUCACCUAAAUGAGCUGUCUCUCGCCGGCGCACCCCGCGGCUGCCUGUUCGGACAGCCGCUCAGCUCUGUUUGUGUAGAUGACACUCUGCCAAAGCCAGUGAUGGACAUGAUGGCCUUCUUGUACCACGAGGGUUCUUGGACACGGGGGAUCUUCCGGCGGCCAGCGGGGGCUCGGGCAGUCAGGGAACUGCGGGAGUCUAUCGACAGCGGAGAGUUUCAACUUCCUCUGACAAGAGACCAUGUCUUUGUCAUUGCCGGAGUAUUUAAGGAUUUCUUGCGCAGCAUCCCAGGCAGCUUGCUGUGUUGUGAACUGCACGAAGAAUGGAUGGACGUGCUGGAGGAAGAGGAGGAGGAGGAAGAGCAAGUGCAGGACAUAAAGAGGAUGAUUCGUCGUCUGCCCAAAGAAAAUGCCCUGCUGCUACGCCACCUGUUGGCCAUGCUACACGGUAUCGUGGGAAACGCCCACGAGAACCAGAUGACGAGCUUCAAUUUAUCAGUGUGCAUUGCUCCCAGCAUGCUUUGGCCUCCUGGAGUGCCCUGUAGCCCGGAAGUGGAGGGAGAAGGAACUAAGAAGGUGUGUGAGCUGGUCAAGUUUAUGAUUGAACACUGUCAGCAGAUUCUGGGAGAGAUUCCCUCCACCCUGUUUGGAGGGCCGCCACAAAGACUCAACACUGACGAGAUGGGAUCAGACUCCUGGCUGUACUCUCUGACCGACUCGUCCUACGACAGUCUAGAGAACGAGUUGGACAACAGCAGCGGUGGCUCACCGGGCUUCAGCAGCAGGAGGCACAUUCGACUCAAACCACUGCGAGGCAGCCUGGACUCCAUCACAGUCAGUGACUAUGACCAGGACACAGACCCAGAUAACCCCCAGGCCCAAGCUGACAGCCCACAGGGUCAGAAGUUACACCCACUGGGGAGAAGCAGAGGCAGGAGACAGGACGCAGACCUCUCCUGCUCCACCCAGGACUCACUGACCGUGGACUCCACCCUUGACUCACUGUCCCUGGAUGGUCGGCACAGGCAGCGGAGGCGUUCAGAGCCAGCGAUAGCGUACAUGGCCAAGUUCCGGCCAUGCGCCUCAGAGAAUACUGAUGGUCUCUCUGGUGAGGAUGAAGAUGAUGAGGAAGAGCUUUCCAAGAAGCCCAUCUACCACACACUCGCUCAUACACACUCUAGAGGUCACACUCGGAGGGGUGGAGGUGAAUCCGUGUUUAAGCUCCAUGAUGUGAGGUCAGCAGCUCAGGAAGUGAGCUCCCCCAGCCUUUCCUCCACCCCCAACUCCCCUGCACCAACCCGCUCCUCCCUGGACUCUCUCGACUCCCUGCACUCCCUCAGCAGCGACCACACCUGCACAAUCAAACGGGGGCUCCACCCAACCAAGACACAUCUGUCCUCCAGCUCUCCCCCUCUACCUGUCCCUUUAUCCGUCCCCACCUUACCAUUCACCAUAGGCUCUGCUCUGACCCCUGGUGGACAACCAGACCUGGGGACCUGUCCAAAAGACUCCGCACCAAAAGAAGCACCCAACUGGGGAACAUUAAAAGGCUGCGGGGGCCUCCACCCAAACUCUUGGCUGAAAAAAGGUCGCAGGCUGUCACUAACCCAACAAGACAACUUGGACAAGGAAGAGGAGGACAAGACAGGGGGAGGACCUGCUGAUAAGUUGCUCACACUUGGGAAACCCGGCCCAGAGAAAGGAAAAGCAGGUGAAAGGGGACGAGGGAAAGUGAUGUCCAGCAGCCAACCCAAGCCCAAAACCUCCAGCAGAGCCUCUAAGGACGCAGGAGGAGGAGGGAGCCGAGUAAAGGGGCGGCCUGGCCUGGACACCAACAAGCCCAGACACCUGAAACAGGACUCAUACAGCCCACCUUCCCACCACCGCUCUACAGGGAGUCUCAACCUCCCCAAAUCCCACUCAUUCAAUUCAGAAUCCACGCUAACCAUCAGGCAGCUCAACAACACCAACACCGAUGGUGACAUCACCAACCACAGAUGUGCAGCUGAAGGUGAAGUGAAUGAGCUGAAGCAGCCAUCACCACCUUCCCUCUACAAGCAGAGUGGGCCAUCCCUGUCCCUGUUUAAGCAACACAAGUCUCACUCUGUCGAGGAGGCAUGCAAAACCAAGACCCACAAGCGCCGGGGGUCAGAACCCGGACGGCAGGUUGUGGACCGAGCCUCCACCUUGACACGGGCGAGGCUACCCAGCGACCCAGGACUGAAGGUCUCAGAGGCAGAGUCACAGGGAGGGACUUCAGAGGCCCGUUUCUGCCUCUCCCCGUACGCUGCCAAAGCAGUGAGGGACUAUUUCUCCUCUCACCCACGCAGCAGCCCUCAGAGCAGCCAACAGGUGGCGCUGGCCCUGGUGGAGAGUCGCAGGGAGUGGCUGAAGAGAUGCAGUGACCCCACAGCAGAGCCAGACUUUGACCAGCUCCUGUUUGCUGAAGAGUCUUACGUCUGAUUAUGACACAGCACAACAAAUCACUAAAAUAAAACUCAGUAGAAACACGUCACUGCCGUUUUCAACCUGAGAAUAAAAUGAUUAGUUAGUAUACUCUGCACCUUAAAUACAUGAAGGCUUUCUGGUGUGUGAUUAGACGCUUUUAAACGUGAGUAAAUAAGUCCAUUUUAAACUUUGCCUAGAGCUUACUGCCAUUAAGAGAACAUUUUUGCUUGAAUAUCCUCGAGGCUGCAUUUACACAUGCAGAAAGAACACUACUUUGUAACCUCAUUUAUAUUGACACAAUAGAUUCAUCAGUCUAAACUAAGUUCUAUCUGAUCUUGACUUAAUGGGUUUUGUUUAAGAAAUGUCACCAUUGUGUUUUUUUUUUUUUUUUAAAAAACUUAUAUUAGGCCAAAGUUAAAACCUGCCAAUUUUAACUACCUGCUGUUGCCUUCUUUCAUCAUGAUCAAGUAGAAUCUCUCAUUAAUCAUUGGAUUGCCUGCAUUUGGACAUUCAAAUCUGUAAAGUACAGUUAGUAAAUGGUUACAGCAUAAUGAGUGUCACUGUUCUCCUGCAUUGGCACUUGAUUAAAUAAUUAACUCACAAUACUUGCAUCUGGAUAUAAUUAUGACAUUAAUGGUUUUUGUAGUAGGUCUGUGGUAUCAAUGCAGCCUGGGUUCACACUGUGACUCUGCCUCUGCCUCGAGCUUCAUUUUGCUUUUUACACCAAGUUAUGCCUGGUUCACACUAUACGACAUUUUUGUCCGUACCGAUGGUGAUUAUGUCAGAUUAGGCAAUUGUGGAGUCAAAAAAUCGUGCUGUGACUUGGCCGACCGACAUGACAGACUACACAGUGUCUUUCACGACGUGUGAUGUCGUCAGGUUAUUCUGGUCCUAUUUCAAUUAUUUUUACUGUUCAGUCACUGGCUGUUCCUUUUUAUCCUCCAUUAUGAAGAAGUAACAUUGUUUACGAGCUUGAGCUUGAUGCUAAUGGUAGUACACGUCAGGUUGAUAAAGUGCUUCUGCUGUUUCACAUCAUCAUUUUUCCCUUUUUUUGCGACAAAAAGAAAAUCAAACAUGCUAGACUUUCUGUGGCGUCUGUUGUCAUCUACUAUGACACACUACACAAGAUGAAACGAUGGAUUAUUGUAUAUGACACAUUAGUGUACAUAACAAAAGAACAGCUUAUAUAAUGGCUUAUACAUCGUGGUUAUAGUUUUGAUUCAGAAUUGUAACUUAAUGUAACUUCAAGUAUCUAAAUUUAGUUGAGUUUUGUAGAUUAAGGUUGUAGGAUUACUCACAUUUUAUGGUUUAAAAAGGAAAAUCUUAAGUUUCCCCUUAAUAUCUUUAAGGAAGUUCUUAAGUAUUUUUCAGCCUGGACUAUAUUUUCUCAUGUUUUUGUAUCGAUGUGACGAGCAAUGAAACAGAUUGCAAUGUAUUCCUUAAGGACAACUGUGUACAGUCAGUUAAUGUUCCCUAAAAAUGCUUGUUUUUGCCAUUGAUGGGCUCAGAUUGUUAUUCAAAGUGUGUGACAUUACAGGGAAGACCCUAUAGAGAAAGAUCCACUCUGUUUGUUACUGUGUGUGACCAAGUCUCGCACAAUGAGAAGUCUCAUCCUGAGUUUAACUUCUCCUUGAGCGAGGCCUGCUCACGGAAAAACGAAUCACAGGGUUCAUAAAACGGUCAGACACUUCUAAUAACAAUCUGAGCCUGUCAGAGGUAACAAGCACUUUCAGUGGACAUAAAUUGGUCUCUUUCAAUACUAGGAUCAAUUUCAAACAUUGUUAUCUCCAUUUGACACACAGAAAAUAGGGUCCAGGUUUAAAAAUAAAAACGUUUCCCUUUGAGUCUGUACUGAUGUUCCUACUGCUUUUUACCAACUGUAGAGUCAACGGAGGUCAAUAGUUGUAGGCGACACUGAUUAGGUUUUGCUGUCUUUCAAUAUUUGGUCAUAAAUGCUAUCAGCUGUUCUCUAAGUAUUUUUUUAAUGCUUCUUAGCAGUGGCACUUAAAUUUUGUUUUCCAGCACAUGCUUGCAGUCGCACAAUUUGAAGGUACGAUCCUUGUUUUGUAUUUGUUGCCAACAGUGUGGUUUCCGCACCAGCCUGAAUCGAUUUGCAUUAAUCACAUGUUCUGUCCCAAUUUUUCUGUAAUGUAAAUAUAAUCCCUUCAGGGGGAAAUGUUUUUCAAGCUUUAUAUUUUAUGCAGCUUUAUAAACUUUAGACUGUUGCUUUAUUAUAUUGUCUAUGCCUCCUUUCUAUAUACGUAUUAAUACGCUGUGUUAACGAGCCUAAAAAUCUGCAUUUGCAAAUAAAAUGACCUGAUUAAUGUGUGA